Molecule: messenger RNA, 2495 nt
Organism: Chiloscyllium plagiosum (whitespotted bambooshark)
Lineage: Eukaryota; Metazoa; Chordata; Chondrichthyes; Orectolobiformes; Hemiscylliidae
Product: cholesterol 7-desaturase nvd
Biological process (GO): cholesterol metabolic process
Cellular component (GO): cytoplasm
Molecular function (GO): oxidoreductase activity; 2 iron, 2 sulfur cluster binding
Source: RefSeq, a predicted model, not a curated record
GUAGCUGGCGCCGCGGCGGCUCCGGCUCCGGGUCCGGGUCCGGCUCUAGGAGCGGGUCCGGGGGCACAGGGAGGCGGCUGCUGCAGCUGGCCAUGCCGCUGGAGCUGGGGAGCGGCUGGUUCCCGGGGCUGGUGCCCGCUCUCACGCUGCUCCUCCCGGCCCUGGCCGUGCUCCUCGCCCUCCGCCUGUGCCUCGCUCCCCUGCAGCUCCUCCGAGCCCCGCACCAGGUCGGCUACAUCCCCGAGCCCGGCACCAGCAGGAGCCAGGCGGCCGCUGAUGUCAGGAGGAGGCGGAAGAGGGGGGAGCUGCCCCCGGUCUAUCCGAACGGCUGGUACCGGCUCGUGGACUCGCAGGAACUCCGCCGGGGCCAGGUGAAGAAUGUCACCAUCUUCGGGGAACAGGUUGCAGUGUAUCGUGGGCAGGAUGGACAGGCCUAUGUCGUGGAUGCCUAUUGCCCUCACCUGGGCGCUAACCUGGCUGUGGGAGGGCAAGUCAUUGGCAACUGCAUCGAGUGCCCAUUCCAUGGCUGGCAGUUCCGUGGUGAGGAUGGCAAGUGCGUAAAGAUUCCGUAUGCAGAGAAAGUGCCAGACUUUGCGAAGAUUAAGACCUGGCCAUCCUGCGAGCUGAACUGUGCGGUGUUUGUGUGGUUUCACUGUGACGGUGUUGACCCGAGCUGGAGUGUUCCUGAACAGGAGGAGAUCCAGUCUGGAGAGUGGGUGUACCGUGGGAGGACUGAGCAUUACAUCAACUGUCACAUCCAGGAGAUCCCAGAGAAUGCCGCUGACAUUGCUCACCUGUCCCACCUGCACACCCCCAACAUGCUGAGUGGAUCUGAUCUACGCUACACCAGGGUCAGGCUCUGGGGCUUUGCACAACAUGACUGGAAGGUGGAAUGGCACCCAGAGCCUGAGCCGACUAAACACUGCUCGCGGAUGUUGGUCUACCAUUCCCUGUACAUCCUUGGGUGGCACUGCUCUCUCCUGGAUGUCCAUGUAGUUGCCAGGCAGGUGGGUCCUGGCAUUGUCUACAUGCUGUUCAAUCACUCGUCCCUGGGCCGUGGAGUCAUCCUGCAUUGUGUGACGCCGGUGGAGCCUCUGCUGCAGAGAGUGAGUCACCGCAUCUACUACCAGGCCAACAUCCCCCCCAUCGUCCCCAAGUUCAUCCUGAAGGCUGAGUGCGUUCAGUUUGAGCGCGACGUGAUGGUCUGGAACAAUAAGAAGUAUGUCUCGAAGCCGCUGCUAGUGAAGGAGGACUCUGCCAUCGCUCGGCAUCGCCGCUGGUAUGCCCAGUUCUACAGUCCGAAGAGCCCCCGCUUAACCAUGCGGCACGAUGAUCUUGAGUGGUAACUGCUGCUCAGGGACUCCGUAAGUCCCGAGCUCCAAUAACCUGCAGUGAACCUGUCCCUGAGAGAGAGGAGAGGAGCGGACUUGGGAAUGGACUUGCUGCAGUCUCCAGGAGGGCGAGCAAUGGAUUCGGAAUUCCCUCUUUUCAACUCAUUGCUUCAAAUGUUUGAGACAACUUCCAAACUGUAAAAAUCAUCCAAAGACUUGACUUCUCCUUGGCUAUCAAGGAGAGAGAGUUUUAUGCGUGUUUUCACAAGAGAUUUUAUACAAUUAUAACUUUUAUUUUUUUUUUGCUGAUCAGUAAUAUGUCUUAAUGGUUGGAGUCUCAGGUGCAUGACACAGGGUGAGCUCAUCCUGGGGGGGGUGGGGGGGGGGCACAGAGGUGGGGGGGUGGGUGGUAGUGUCAGGUAACUGGCAUUUGCCACUCCUUCCCAUUUGGGGUGCACUUGGUGGUGAAGGCUCAAGCUGAGAGUGCAGGUUACUCAGACCCAAGCACCAGGAGGAGAGGGCAGGGCAGGGCAAUCGAGUGUACGUGGGAGGGAUUGGCUGUGUGGCCACAGUCAUGGGAAAGAAUCAAAACACUGGUUCUGGUUAACUCUGUACAGUGUAGCUCCUACCCUGCAUUGACGGAGAAUGUUCCUGCAACUCUCUGUGUGAUAGGCUCGAGUCCAUACCCAGUUUAGAAAAAUCAAUUCCAACAGUGAGAUCCUGUCCUUCAGCCAGCCACGUCCACACACUGGGUACCCAGGGGAGUGGGCAGAGACGGGCAGAGUGUCACAUUCACUGAGUGGGAGGAAGGAACAGAGGGUCAUAGCUGCACAAUCUGGGGAGGUGGGGGUCACAGUUGGGGUGGAGGGUAAAGGGCUGUUCAGUUUUACCUCCAUGGGAAUGCUCGCCCUGCAUGUGGGAGUGGUUGAGGUGGGAGGGAUAGGGAAUCUCUGGCACUGUCUCCUGUGGUAUUGGAUACACACUCACGAUAAACAGGGUGCUUCUCUAAUGAUGGAAUUGUCCUGUUCUGCACUCUGAGCCUAGCUAUUGUGUGUAACUCCCUCAACAACACUCUGAGGAAUGGUCUCAACAUAUUUUUGUGAUUUUAUAGUCUAGUUGCAUUUGUUUGGAAUAUAGAUUUGAAAUAAAUAUAAUAUAAAAUUA